Molecule: messenger RNA, 468 nt
Organism: Protopolystoma xenopodis
Lineage: Eukaryota; Metazoa; Platyhelminthes; Monogenea; Polystomatidea; Polystomatidae
Source: the annotation of a GenBank genome assembly
AUGUCGACGAAGCCCUACAAUGGGCCAUAUCGCGCCUCGGCCGCUAGCAGAGUCAGUAAUGCCGCUUUACCUUCUAUUGCUGGGCUCCCAUAUUUAACUGGUCCACCCGGCAACCAGCAGGACUUGCCAUACCUGCUGAGCGAAAUGUAUCGUCGGCCCUGGCCGGCCAGUGCCAGUCUAUUGAAUUGGCCAAAUAAGCCCAGCUGGCUUCUAAAGGGCCAAUCAGAAGCCAGCGCCAAGGACUCCGAUACUGGCGGUCGUAGGUACGGGUCGUACGACUUCGGUACGGAAGCGAAGCCAUACCGGCAAGAUUCCUUUCGUCCGAUGCUGAUGGCGCCCCCGCUGUACCAUGCCUAUCGUCUGCGCAGUCCCUUGCAGGCUCCGUCGGUCCGGACUUUCAGCUCUAGAGGCACGUCGGCGUCAACUCCGCGUCUGGACGUCAAUAGGACGGUUUUCCAUCCCCCCUGA